This is a messenger RNA of Stereum hirsutum FP-91666 SS1, 993 nucleotides long. RefSeq lists its product as uncharacterized. NCBI's taxonomy places the organism in Eukaryota, Fungi, Basidiomycota, Agaricomycetes, Russulales, Stereaceae. The record is from RefSeq and is a predicted model, not a curated record. Bases 738 to 902 code for a protein of 54 amino acids. The transcript is spliced from 5 exons.
GGACCAGGUAAACCUGCUCCUAAGGGACCAGGUAUAAACAGGUCGCACUUCCAGGGAAUGCCUGAUAACAUCACCCUCAAUAUGCCUCAGUUUGACCUCAGGCGGUCACAAAUGAGGAAAGAAGGGCCCCAAAUGCUGUUUCCGUUUAGUUCGAGCACCUGUUGUUCUCUCUAUUUUGAUGUAACUCAAUUCGGCUUUGAAAGCUCUGCAGUAUGCCCCAAAAACGUCCGCUGGUGCGACUCCGAUUCGAUGUACAUAGUGUCGUAUGACAUCCGUUUUACCGAGGAGAUUGUUGAUCAGUUGGUGACAAUUAAAAACUGACAUUGCGAUCCACCAGGAUGUGUUUUUCAAGUUCCACUUCCUCAAGAUAUCUGAUGGACAGCUUUCGUAUCGGUGUAAAUGGAGACGCUGUAUUACCGCCCUAUACUCGACACAAAUAUGGUCUCGAGCGCGUUCAAACUCAAGUCAUAACGCCGUCAGAGUCUAAACUCCCGCGGACCAGGCAUAAGGAUGCUUCGAAAUAGACAGCAGUCAGUGGCAAAAAGGAAGAUGAUAGGCCACUUGAAGGGCCAAAACUUCCUAUUAGCCAAUCAACAAGAGUUCCAUCCCUCCAGUCAACGUCAUGAGGCUGGGAGAAAUGAGUAUAAAAGCCAUCCCCUCCGGACUGAAGCCUCUCUUCAUCCCCUCGUUCCAAUCGCUAUCGUCUCGCAAAGCUCUUCCAGGCUCCCUACUACAUCAUGCAGUUCUCCACCAAGUCUGUCUUAUUUGCUCUCGCCGUCUUCCUUCCUCUCGCUUCGGCUGCUGCACUCCAAGAGCGUCAGGAAUGCAGGGCUGCCGCCGACAGUUGCAGCCGCAACAGCGACUGCUGUGGUUACCUCUGUGUUAUUGGGCUUUGUGUUUGAGACGUCGACCGUCUUCGUACCCAUUUGUUCGCCCAACUCUCUUUUAUUGUGUAUUGCGUCGCGUAUCUCCAAAAUAUAUAUAUACCAUAAC